This is a messenger RNA of Danio aesculapii, 930 nucleotides long. RefSeq names its product TIMP metallopeptidase inhibitor 4, tandem duplicate 3 (gene timp4.3). NCBI's taxonomy places the organism in Eukaryota, Metazoa, Chordata, Actinopteri, Cypriniformes, Danionidae. Bases 40 to 654 code for a protein of 204 amino acids. Gene Ontology annotation, biological process: negative regulation of endopeptidase activity; negative regulation of membrane protein ectodomain proteolysis. Gene Ontology annotation, molecular function: metalloendopeptidase inhibitor activity; protease binding. The transcript has 6 exons. The record is from RefSeq and is a predicted model, not a curated record. Gene Ontology annotation, cellular component: extracellular matrix.
GAUCCGCAGAGACGCGGAGGUGAACAGUCAGAAGUGAAGAUGAUGACGAUGAAGAUGUGUGUCUAUGUGUCUGCAGGUCUGCUGUUCUUCAUGUGUGUGUGUCUGAAUGAGCAGAUGCUGGAGGCCUGCAGCUGUUAUCCCGCACAUCCACAACAGCUCUUCUGCUAUGCUGACGUAGUGUUUAAAGCUACGGUACUUAGCAAGAAGCUCAUACCUGACAAAAGCAGCAUGUACCCAGGCCAUGGAGACUUUAAGUACAAAAUCAAUAUAACCAAGGUCUACAAGGGAUUUGAGCAUGCCGGAAUCAAGCAUUUCUUCUCUCCUGAAGAUGAUGGCAUGUGUGGCAUCAGUCUGACCCCUGGCGUGUAUCUGCUCUCAGGGAAUCUCGUCUCCAGACACAUAGGUCAUGUCAAGAAAAGUCUGACUGUUGAGCUAUGUGACAUCGUGAGCCACUGGAGCACACUCUCCAAAACUGAGAAGAAGAUCCUCAGUGUACACCGGAAAGCCUGUAACUGUCAGGUCACUCGUUGCUAUAAAGAGCCCUGUGAUGAAAACAAGUGUUACUUGAGAGACACGUAUGAUCCUGAUGAGGACUCGCAGUCGAUCUGCAUGGCCAACAGCACCGGCUCCUGCAGAUGGACCAAUGCAUACUAAUGCUGAAGAGGAAUGGGGAAAAUGAUGCCUGAGGACAGAGUGUGUGUGUGAGGCGUUCAGCAGGGAAAAUAGUGGCUGUUUGGCUUUUGAGAAAGCUUAAAAUUAUCUAUAUGCUUCAGCUUUAUCAUGCAUUUUAAAAUAAAUACAAGAGUUUUAUUAAGCUUUGCAGUAGAAAAUACACACAAAGCCAAAGGCUAUUAAAAAGUUUUGCAUGAAUGAAGUGUUUUUGUUUUAAAGAGAAAUGCAUGUUAAUAAACACAUACAUUUGGUGUGUUA